Eufriesea mexicana is the source of this 1512-nucleotide messenger RNA. RefSeq names its product 26S proteasome regulatory subunit Rpt1 (gene Rpt1). Bases 101 to 1405 code for a protein of 434 amino acids. The record is from RefSeq and is a predicted model, not a curated record. The transcript is spliced from 6 exons. Lineage: Eukaryota; Metazoa; Arthropoda; Insecta; Hymenoptera; Apidae. Gene Ontology annotation, molecular function: ATP binding; ATP hydrolysis activity.
AGUAAGAACAUAACCAAAUAUCAUUUUUCAUCUAUUUCUUUACGAGUUAAAUCAAGUGCACUUGUUUUCUAAUUUUUGAAAGCAUCUGACAAAUAGAAAAAUGCCUGAUCAUUUGGGUGAUGAUAUGCGAAAAAUAAAAAAUGAAGAGGGAAAAGAAGAGAAGGAAAUAAAAUCUCUGGAUGAUGGAGAUAUUGCUCUACUUAAAACUUAUGGUCAAGGACAAUAUACAAAAAGUAUUAAAGGUGUUGAAGAUGAUAUACAAACAAUAAUUAAACGUGUUAAUGAAUUGACUGGAAUCAAAGAAUCCGAUACCGGUCUUGCACCACCUGCUUUGUGGGAUUUAGCUGCAGAUAAACAAACUUUACAAAAUGAACAGCCAUUACAAGUUGCACGUUGCACUAAAAUAAUUAAUAUAAUUUUAGAUGAUCCUAAAUACAUUAUAAAUGUUAAACAGUUUGCAAAGUUUGUAGUUGACUUAGCAGAUUCAGUUGCUCCAACUGACAUUGAAGAAGGUAUGCGAGUAGGAGUAGAUCGUAAUAAAUAUCAAAUUCACAUACCUCUCCCACCAAAAAUUGAUCCAACUGUGACAAUGAUGCAAGUUGAAGAAAAACCUGAUGUCACAUAUAGUGAUGUAGGUGGCUGCAAAGAACAAAUUGAAAAAUUGAGAGAAGUUGUUGAAACCCCUUUACUUCAUCCAGAAAAAUUUGUUAAUUUGGGAAUUGAGCCACCUAAAGGAGUAUUAUUGUUUGGACCACCAGGUACAGGAAAAACUUUAUGUGCUAGAGCUGUAGCUAAUAGAACAGAUGCUUGUUUUAUUCGUGUUAUUGGUUCAGAAUUAGUUCAAAAAUAUGUUGGUGAGGGUGCCCGUAUGGUAAGAGAAUUAUUUGAAAUGGCACGUAGUAAAAAAGCAUGUUUGAUAUUUUUUGAUGAAAUUGAUGCCAUUGGUGGAGCUCGAUUCGAUGAUGGUGCUGGAGGUGAUAAUGAAGUGCAGCGUACUAUGCUUGAACUUAUUAAUCAAUUAGAUGGUUUUGACCCACGAGGUAAUAUUAAAGUAUUAAUGGCAACGAACAGACCAGAUACAUUAGAUCCAGCAUUAAUGAGACCAGGACGUUUAGAUAGAAAAGUAGAAUUCGGAUUGCCAGACUUAGAAGGACGUACACAUAUCUUUAAAAUUCAUGCACGUUCAAUGAGUGUUGAAAGAGACAUUAGAUUUGAACUUCUUGCGCGUUUAUGCCCCAAUAGUACUGGAGCUGAGAUUCGUUCUGUUUGUACAGAAGCUGGUAUGUUUGCGAUUCGUGCACGUCGUAAAGUAGCUACAGAAAAAGACUUUUUGGAAGCUGUAAACAAAGUAAUUAAGUCAUAUGCUAAAUUUUCUGCAACUCCGAAAUAUAUGACAUAUAAUUAAAUUUUUGGUCAACUAUCCUUGUUUGUUUUGAACUAUUUAUAUGAAUACAAUAACAUUGUAUUGAUAAUUAUAAUAUACAAAUUAAUUCUGAAUUAUAAAAUACACAA